Messenger RNA from Lepisosteus oculatus (spotted gar), 914 nucleotides. The record is from RefSeq and is a predicted model, not a curated record. Lineage: Eukaryota; Metazoa; Chordata; Actinopteri; Semionotiformes; Lepisosteidae.
AGAGCUGUGAACACGAGCUUCUGGCACGCUGGCAGGGAUUGCCCUUCUGUGGACUGAUCACCCAAGGUGGAGGACCUUUCCACAUGUGCCACUCUGCCGUUGACCCCAAGCCCUACUUUGACAGCUGUGUGUAUGACCUGUGCAUGACUGGUGGGUUCCACCAGCUCCUGUGCCGCUCCCUGCAAGUGUACGCCGAGGCCUGCCACCGUGCUGGGAUCGCCAUUAAUGACUGGAGAGCUGCUGCCCAGUGCCCUGCCUCCUGCCCAGUGAACAGCCAGUACGAACUGUGUGGCAGUGCCUGUCCUGCCACCUGUGGUAGCCUCGCUGCCAUGGCCAAGUGUAGGUUCCCCUGUGUGGAGACCUGUACCUGCGAUAGGGGCUUUGUUCUCAGCCGGGGGAAGUGCGUCCCGCUGUUGCGGUGUGGCUGCACCUUCGAGGGGCGCCAUAUUCCUGCAGGGCAGACCUUCUGGGCUGACGACCGCUGCCGCAGACUCUGCUUUUGCGGCCCAGAGGGGGGUCAAGUGUCGUGCAAGGAGGCCAGUUGCCGGCCUGGGGAGCAGUGCCAGGUCGUGGAUGGCUUGAGGGACUGUUACCCCGUCUCUUACAGCAUCUGCUCUGCUUGCGGGGACCCUCACUACACGACCUUCGAUGGUCGGUACUUUGACUUCCAGGGCACCUGUAUCUACCAGCUUGUGGGUCUCUGCGCCCCAAACACCACCCUCACCCCUUUUAGAGUCAAUGUGGGGAAUGAGAACCGUGGGGACCAGACCAUCUCCUACACCAAGGUGGUGACUGUGGAGGUCUUUGGCAUCCGGAUUACUCUUAACCGGGAAUACCGCUAUGAAGUUAUGGUAGGUGUAACAUCUUGGUGGUGGCGGCGCCAUUUUCACUGCAUGACAUGGACUUGUAUGUAA